AUGCCAAAACUGGCACCUUUUAAUGCUGAGGCUCUCUCCCUGCCUGCCCAAGUAUAUGCCCACUGGCACACCAUGCUAGUGGUGAGCAUUUCAGGCAUGAAUGGGCCACCAUGUGUCCAGUCACAAGUGACAGGAGGCUCUGCCUCUUUUAUUGAUGAGUCCCGUCGUUUGGUUACAUCUGUUCAUGCCCGUGAUGAGCCAAAGACAAAUGGGGCAUCACUGGAAAGAGGAUUGCCAGCCUCUAUCGAUGCCAACCCGCAGAGACCAGAUGCCUAUGUCCCUUCUCAGUUGCUAGUGAUGUCUGCCCAUGCCGUCACAGAACAUGAGCUGUUGGAUAAAUUGUGCCUGUCGAGCAACAAACCAAAACAUUAUCACCCCCAACUGAAUGCUGAGCACCCUCUCCAAGUUUCCCCCACAGCACUCCUUGACGGAGCCCUCUACCUCUCGGAGACUGACAAACUCCCUUCAGAUAUCACAGGCUCAGAGGAGGAGGAGGAGGAGGAGGAGGGCUCUUACCUGAUUGUGCUUCUGGAAGUGGACUGGCACUCGGGCAGCCUAACUAUGUUCACCAAGGAGGAUUUUGAAGGAGAUUGGCUCAAGGUGGCCAGUGGGCUUUUUGGCCAAGUCUUCCGAGUGAAACACAAGCGAUGGAAGACUGCCUUUGCGGUGAAAUGCUCCUCUUGCUUUCCACAGGAUUCUAGCCCUGACAGAACCAACAUGAACCGUCUAAUUGAAGAGGCAGCCAAGAUGGAGAAAAUCAAAUUCCAGCACGUUGUGUCCAUCUGUGGUGUAUGUGAUAGCCCCUUGGGGGUUGUCAUGGAAUACAUGGCCAACGGGUCCUUGGAGAAGAUUCUUCCCACCCAUCAGAUGGCUUGGCAGCUCAAGUUCCGGAUCAUCCAUGAGACAAGUUUGGCCAUGAACUUCUUGCACAGCCUGAGACCUCCUUUGCUUCACUUGAACCUAAAGCCAGGAAAUAUCCUGCUGGACGCCAACAUGCAUGUGAAGAUUUCAGAUUUUGGAUUCUCCCAGUGGGUGGAACAGUCAAGUCAAAUGCAGUACAUUGAGAGGUCAGCCCAGAGGGGCAGCUUGUGCUACAUCCCUCCUGAGACACUUCUGCAGAACUCCAGCUGUUCAGGAACUGAAUUUGAUGUCUAUAGCUUUGGGAUUGUCAUCUGGGAGAUUCUUACCCAGAAGAAGCCAUAUCCAGAGGCCAAAACAAUGGCUGUCAUCAUCAGCGUGGCAACAGAUGUCGUGGUGGAGACGGACACGCUACUGUCCCUAAUCCAACGGCCCCUGGUGGACCUGGAGAAUGAGCGCCUCUCCAGGAAGAUGUCACUGAAGCCCAGUUUCUCUGGGAGUAAAGAGAGAAGUGAUACAAAAGGAUCCAGUCCCUUUCAGGGAACACACAAAAGUGAUGCUGAGAAUGCUAAGGAUCAAUUCCACAGUUUCCCCCAGAAUGAGGUUGAAAGUUUUGAAGCUCUGAUAACGUUGGAAAAAGUCAAUGAGACCCAUGAAAACAUCCUUCACCUCAUGGUUGCUUCAGGGAACCUGGAGAAGGUGAAAAUCCUGUUGAGGCAGGGAGCAGAUGUGAACAAGAAGAUAGCCUGUGAUUACGCUCCCCUCAUCCUGGCUGUCCAAAAGAGGUCUCUGGAGACCAUCUCGCUCCUUAUUGAGCAUGGUGCAGAUGUCAACACGACCGAUGAGGACAAGUGGUCACCUCUUCAUUUUGUGGCUCAGAAUGGAGACGACCGGAUUGCACGCCUGUUGCUUGAUCACAAGGCCAAUGUUGAUGCCCGAGAACUUGAUGGGUGGACACCGCUCCACUUGGCCUCCCAGAACAACUUUGAAAAUGUGGUUCGGGUCCUCCUGUCACGCCAAGCUGACCCCAACGUGCAGGAGAAUGAGGGACAGACUGCCUUGCAUGUGGCAGCUUGCUAUGGGCACAUCAGGCUCGUCAAAAUGCUGGUCAGCCAAGGAGCAGACUUGGAAAGGAAGCAGAAGAACCUUCGGACUCCGCUUCAUCUCGCUGUAGAGAAAGGCAAAUUCAUGGUGGUCCAGUACCUUCUGAAGAAGGGUGCAGAGGUCAACAGCCUGGACCAGAAUCAUUACAGUGCUCUACAUAUGGCUGCAGCGAAAGGGAAAUACCUUAUCGGUGAGAAGCUGCUAAAAUACGGAGCCACUGUGGACCUGAGGACGGACAAAGGAUGGACACCUUUGCACCUGGCUUCCAUCAAAGGCCGAGGCAGCCUGGAAUGGACUCCUCUACACUUGCCGGUGCACUACAGUGAGGAGACUGUGAUUUCCAAGUUGCUAAGGAGUGGAACAAACCCCAACGUUGCUGAGAAUUCUGGCUGGACCCCACUCCACCUGGCAGUGCAACGGGGCGAUUUCUCCAGCAUCCUCAACCUCCUUGAGCACAAGGCAGACAUCAACAUCAAGAACAAGGUGGGCUGGACGCCUAUACACCUUGCGGUGCUCAAAGAUAAUGCAGCCAUCGUAAAGACUUUGCUCGACGCUGGGGCCCUACUAGAGCUGGAGGACAGUUCAGGGUGCACCCCUCUCCAGCUUGCCGUCAGGAAUCAGAAGCAAAGCAUUGUGGACUUGCUGCAAGGCAAGGAGUCCUCAAAAGCCAGUCUAAAGGGCCAUGAGGGGUGA
This is a messenger RNA of Rhineura floridana, 2655 nucleotides long. RefSeq names its product ankyrin repeat and kinase domain containing 1 (gene ANKK1). The record is from RefSeq and is a predicted model, not a curated record. Gene Ontology annotation, molecular function: ATP binding; protein binding; protein kinase activity. Gene Ontology annotation, biological process: protein phosphorylation. NCBI's taxonomy places the organism in Eukaryota, Metazoa, Chordata, Lepidosauria, Squamata, Rhineuridae.